AUGUUAGGACUGGGACGACCGUCUUUGAGAUCGCGGCCUUCUCUGCUCGACCUCAUCCAUCCCAACAGCUCGAGUGCGUCUGUUGAUGUCUGCGAGGAGCGAAGUCCCAGGCUAAAGCAGCACCAAGAUCCGGUGGCUCCAACUCCACCACGCAUCACCAACAACGUCAACUGCACCAACUCCGACUUCGACGACGACGACGAGGAAGACGACGAAGGAGACGAUAUCUACAGCAUCGACAGCUCGGACAACGAGAGUCUAUCGUCACGGUCUUCUGCACUCUUCGAAACGAGGUCACCGCCCGCGCCUGUCAUGGCAUCCACGGACGCAAAGCCCAAGCCGGAGGCUGGGGACGAGCAGAAGGGUGUCGUCUUCUCGAUCUCCGGACCCGUCAUUGUUGCCGAGAACAUGAUAGGAUGUGCUAUGUACGAGCUGUGCCGAGUUGGAAAGGACCAAAUCGUCGGAGAAGUCAUUCGACUCGAUGGAGAUCAAGCUACUAUCCAGGUCUACGAAGAAACAGCUGGUGUCACUGUCGGUGACCCUGUCUUCGGAACCGGUAAACCCUUGUCCGUCGAGCUGGGGCCUGGGUUGAUGGAAACCAUCUACGACGGAAUUCAGCGUCCUCUCAAGUCCAUCGCCGAGGUCUCAAACAGCAUCUACAUCCCCCGUGGUGUGGCCCUACCUGCCCUCGACCGCAAGAAGAAAUGGGACUUCAAGCCCGCCAGCCUGAAGGUCGGCGACCACAUCACCGGCGGUGAUAUCUGGGGUACCGUGUUUGAGAACAGUCUUCUUCACGACCACAAGAUCCUCCUACCUCCACGUGCCCGAGGAACAAUCACACGUAUGUCCGAGGCCGGCAGCUUCACCGUCGAAGAGAAGCUCUUGGAGGUCGAGUUCAAUGGAAAGCGAACCGAGUACAGCAUGAUGCACGUAUGGCCAGUGCGUGUUCCUCGUCCUGUCAACGAGAAACUGGCCUCCGAUUCUCCCUUCAUUGUCGGCCAGCGAGUCUUGGACUCUCUCUUCCCCAGUGUCCAGGGUGGUACCGUCUGCAUUCCCGGUGCCUUUGGCUGUGGAAAGACCGUCAUCAGUCAGAGUGUUUCCAAAUUCUCCAACAGUGAUAUCAUCGUUUACGUCGGUUGUGGCGAGCGUGGAAACGAGAUGGCUGAAGUCUUGAUGGAUUUCCCAGAGCUUACAAUUAACAUUGAAGGACGCAAAGAGCCAAUUAUGAAGCGUACCUGCCUGAUUGCCAACACCUCCAAUAUGCCAGUCGCUGCCCGUGAGGCAUCUAUCUACACUGGUAUCACCGUUGCGGAAUACUUCAGAGACCAGGGUAAACACGUUGCCAUGAUGGCUGACUCCAGUUCUCGCUGGGCAGAGGCUCUGCGUGAAAUUUCCGGUCGUCUGGGAGAGAUGCCUGCUGAUCAGGGUUUCCCUGCAUACCUCGGUGCCAAGCUUGCUUCCUUCUACGAGCGUGCCGGUCAGACCAUCGCCCUGGGUAGCCCCGAGCGAAAGGGAAGUGUCAGCAUCGUCGGAGCCGUCAGUCCGCCUGGUGGUGAUUUCGCCGAUCCAGUCACCUCGAGUACACUGAACAUCGUGCAGGUCUUCUGGGGUCUCGAUAAGAAGCUCGCUCAAAGAAAACAUUUCCCGUCGAUCAACACUUCCAUAUCCUACAGUAAAUACACAAACAUCCUCGACAAGUACUAUGCCAAAGAACACCCCGAAUUCCCACGACUCCGUGACAAGAUCAAGGAACUGCUCAGUACCUCCGAGGAACUGGAUCAGGUCGUCCAGCUUGUUGGAAAGUCUGCUCUCGGUGACGCAGAUAAGAUCACGCUGGACGUGGCGACCCUGCUCAAGGACGAUUUCUUGCAGCAGAACGGAUACUCCGAUUAUGACCAGUUCUGCCCCCUGUGGAAGACCGAGUACAUGAUGAAGGCUUUCGUAUCUUUCUACGAUGAGAGCCAAAAGGCCAUCGCACAAGGCCAAAGCUGGGCAAAGGUCCGAGAGGCAACCAGCGAAAUCCAGACCGCCCUUCGAAACAUGAAGUUCGAGGUUCCGGAUGAUGAGGAGGAGGUCAGCGCAAAGUAUGAGAAAAUCCUCCAGGAGAUGUCCGAAAAGUUCGCCUCGGUGUCGGAUGAGUAA
This is a messenger RNA of Arthroderma uncinatum, 2142 nucleotides long. Its product is annotated as ATP synthase alpha subunit vacuolar. The record is from RefSeq and is a predicted model, not a curated record. Gene Ontology annotation, biological process: proton transmembrane transport; ATP metabolic process. The transcript has 5 exons. Gene Ontology annotation, cellular component: fungal-type vacuole membrane; proton-transporting V-type ATPase, V1 domain. NCBI's taxonomy places the organism in Eukaryota, Fungi, Ascomycota, Eurotiomycetes, Onygenales, Arthrodermataceae. Bases 1 to 2142 code for a protein of 713 amino acids. Gene Ontology annotation, molecular function: ATP hydrolysis activity; proton-transporting ATPase activity, rotational mechanism; ATP binding.